This is a messenger RNA of Lingula anatina, 3203 nucleotides long. RefSeq lists its product as uncharacterized. Gene Ontology annotation, molecular function: protein O-acetylglucosaminyltransferase activity. Gene Ontology annotation, cellular component: endoplasmic reticulum. Gene Ontology annotation, biological process: protein O-linked glycosylation via mannose. Lineage: Eukaryota; Metazoa; Brachiopoda; Lingulata; Lingulida; Lingulidae. The record is from RefSeq and is a predicted model, not a curated record.
CAAACCUGUAAAAAAAACUCCUAAAUAACCACGUGACCGUUGUAUUGUUGAUUCUCUUUUGUGUUCGAUAUCGUUUCAUUCUUUCACGUCCUUGCCUUGACGCAGGACGCCAUAAUGCGUCGUACAUGUAACUUUGACUAUCAUGUUAAUGGGAUGAAUUUCCCUCCUCUGAUUUAAGGGACGCUUAGGGAUACCUGUCGGUCAUCAGAAAUCAACCUGACACCACCAAUCGGUAUUAGCAGUAUUAGAGGACUGACCUCAUUAUAUUGAUAAGGAUUUGGAGCUUUGCAUAGGCCUAUGUAAAAGACUGCAAACACUGUGUCGAACUUAAAGUUGGCGUGUUGCUGAGUAUAGGAGCAGUUAAUUCCACUGAAGUUUAAUUUGUGUUUCGAUAACUGAAUUUACGAUCAAGUCAGGAAAGAGAGGAUAGCGACAUCAGAUAAAAUGUUGGAAAACGUUCGACGCAAUCAUUUCCUUGUCCUAUUUAUUGUAAUGGUAUGUUUGCUGGUACCUAUGUUGUACCUGUCAAACGUGUGUGGUAUAAAUUCAUCUGUAAAAUGUUGGCUGAUCAAUGAUGCACCAAAACCCAGACCCAAGUUUAUGGUCAACAAUAUUAAAAAGAUGCCGGAGUAUAUUCCAACCAAGCUUAGUGACUUCAAGCUGGCAUCGCAAUUGGAGGUUUUGAAACAAUGGGAGGAUGACUAUUUCUCAAAGGUUCUCAAAUAUCCCCAAAUAACUGUUUUAGUUCUAAAGGCUAAUCCAAAUGACCCAAUAUCAAAUACGCCAAUCGAUAAAGCGUUUAAUUGGACAGGAUCAAAACUUAUGUGUAAGAAUUUACAAGACCCACCAAAGAAAAAUUUUCUUCAUCUGUACAACAAGUCUUGCACUACAGACUUGUCAGCUGCAUUCAAGCCAAUCAAAUUAGAAGAGUUUUAUUUUAAAAACCCGGAAAGAUUAGACUCAAAUCGUAGACCUCGUGUGGCAACAUUCUUGACUAAAGUGUCAAGAGGCCUGAUAACAGCUAAUCAUGGGCAUGUAAUUAGUGCUAACUUUAAAAUUGUUGCUACACAGUGCAAUUAUCCAGACUUGGGGAAACACCCCCCUGCUAACCUUAAACCUCCAACUAAUGUGGAAGACACUGUGUUUGUAUUGUCCCAGUAUUGGGGUACUAACAUCUUCCACUCGAUGAUGGAGGAGUUUACACGAGCAAGUUUCUAUAUCAACUUCCUUAGAAGACACAAGGACAUCAAAAUACACAUUUAUAAUGUUGGGAUAGUUAAAAAUAUUUUGAAACACCUUGGAAUUGACCCCUCCAGAAUAGUCUCAGGGCACGUGUGGGCCAAGACGAUAUAUCUCCCAGAAGGUACAACAUGUGGAAGAGCCAGACCUAUACAUGCUCAAUUCCUCUCCAAACACCUCAGACAACAAAUUGAUGAAAAGUUUCAUCAGAAUGAAAGAAACAGUGUGGUUUUAAUCAAAAGAAACCCUGGGGCUUUAAGACACUAUUCCCACCACACAGAGUUACAGAAUUUCAUGGAGAAAUUUGUCCCAGCUCUAGGUUUCAGAUUUGAAUUGUUUACUGAUUCACCAUUACCUUCUUUCAAUGACAUAGCUGCCAUGUUUAAUCGUGCAGUAAUGGUGGUUGCCCCACACGGGGCAGGUCUGUCCAACAUGCUGUUCUCAAAACCUGGAACAUUUAUUGUGGAAUUGGUUUGUAAUUGGAUUCAUAUAAAUUUCUGCUAUCAAAAUUCUGCCCAUAUCCUUGGACAUCGGUGGCAUGGAAUCUCUGGUGUAUCUGGCUGUGAAGGUGUCAUCGACCUACCAACAGAUGAAAUAGAGAAAUCAAUCAAAUUCUAUCUUACAUGGAUUAAAGAACAUAGAAAAGAAUGGGAAAAAAGUGUUGCUCCUCCAAACAAAAAUUAUUACCUUACCUGGAAAAUUGAACAUGUUGGCAAUCUUACUUUUACAGAUUUUAUUGAAAACACAGAUGACUGGUUGAAAAUGCUGCAACCAUAACAACGGUCAAUUAAUUAUGGGCAUCAUGAUAAUCUGUGCUUAGUUUCUCUAGUAUAUAAGGAGUAGAUAUAAGUUCUUUAAUGUGAUAUUACAGCAUAUACAUGUUAACUAUACAGUAUUACUAUUUAAUACUACAUGUAUACUAUUUGCAGAGCUGCAAUGCUCAGUUAUCUUUUUUUAAAGUUUCAGUUUACCCUAUUUUUUCUGGGAUUUAUAACUAUAUUGUUUGGUAAAUUAUAUUAGAAUUUUUACUAAUGUAAAAUGAAUUGUAUAAUAACCCAGAGGAGAAAUUACGUUGUUUCAAUGUUAAAGCAAUGUUCAAGGUAAGCAAUAUUGAGAUGUUGUCAUUAGUUUGCCAGGCUUAUAGGUAACAAAGUUUGAUCAAUAUCAAAUAUGUAACAGUUUGUUUUCAGUUUUAAGAAGUCAGCAACUUGUUUUCAGUCUUAAGAAAUCAGAAUGAUAUGGAUUUAAAAAAAAAUUCUAACAGGAUUUUUAUUCCUGUUGUAAAAUUCUCAACCUCGAAUUGGUCACUUAUGCUUCCCCUUAGCAAAUUGGAUACAUCAACUCAAUUACAGUCAUGUCAGAAUUUCUGAUAAAUUGAGAUUCCUUCUUGAAGUUAUGAUGGCAAACUAAUUGUUUAAUGUUUGUUUCUGGGGUGUUUCUGGAGACUGUGUGGUGAAAGCAAUUGCUCAUGGCAGCAGAUCAGCCCAUUUGCCAUUCACUGUGGUGUCAAAACCACCCAGUGGUUCUGAAGGAAAAUAUGAGGAUACAGAUGAUUGCUUGCUACAGCCUAUAUACUGAUAAUGACCAUUAUAUUAUACGGCAGUGCCCAACUUAAUUGUUCCAGGCCAAGACAACCAUUUCUUUUUUUUUUUUUUGAGAAGUUGAGCAAAUGGACUGCAGGGCCUGUUUAAUUUCUUGAUUUGUAUCCUAUAGGGCAGUGUUUGGAUACUCAAUACUGGGCUGUAUAAAAAAAGGGAACAUUCCCAGACCCUAUUGUACUGUACUAACUGUGGAUCCCUCUUUUCUCGCUUAAUUUCAUUCAACUUAAGCAGCUUAGAUGUCUGUCACGCCUACUGAAGCUGCUAGGGCAUGAUCAUCUGUAAAUGUCGGGUUGUAAAAUUUGAGAGAAAUGACAUUUCAGGUAUUUUUAUUUGAUUGAUUUAAUUACAUUCAUGUCCAUUUGA